This is a messenger RNA of Girardinichthys multiradiatus, 7733 nucleotides long. RefSeq names its product cell adhesion molecule 3 (gene cadm3). The record is from RefSeq and is a predicted model, not a curated record. The coding region runs from base 311 to 1882 and encodes 523 amino acids. Lineage: Eukaryota; Metazoa; Chordata; Actinopteri; Cyprinodontiformes; Goodeidae. Gene Ontology annotation, cellular component: presynaptic membrane. Gene Ontology annotation, biological process: homophilic cell-cell adhesion. The transcript has 12 exons.
UGCUGCAGUGAACGGUAACCGUGGAGAGGCAGAGAUAGCCUACAAACAGUGGGGAAAGAGCCGAGGAACAAAGCAGGAAAAACAAGGGGAAUAAGAAGCGGGGAAAUUAUUCAAAGAAAUAAAAAGAGAGAAGGCACUGCGGUUAAAAAAAAAAAAAGCUGCGCAUCAAAAGGAGAAUCAUUACUGGAGGGAAUCUUACUGGAAACCAGCAGCAGAACCCGACCCCAGAGGAUAAUUAUAAAGGUGACCCUCCAGAGCGUCUCUGCCCUCCUGAGCUUUCAGUGAGACAGGCGGAUCUGUGUGCCCGACCAUGGCCGUCCCAUCAGCCCCCUCUGCUCUAUGGAUUGUCAGCUUAUUGACUGCACUAUUCUCAGCUGCUGUUCACAGCAACAUUGUCAGUGAUGAUGAGCUGCUGCAACCCGUGACCUCAGAUGAGACGGUGUCCGUUGGUGGCACGGUAACAUUGACCUGCCGGGUGGCAGAGACCGACAACUCUUCGCUGCAGUGGUCCAACACUGCACAACAGACUCUGUACUUUGGAGAGAAGAGAGCCCUGAGAGAUAACCGCAUCCAGCUGCACCGCUCAACACCAACAGAGCUUUCCAUCAACAUCUCCGACGUGCAGCUGUCUGACGAGGGCGAGUACACCUGCUCCAUCUUCACCAUGCCAGUCCGCACGGCCCGGGCGACUGUCACCGUUCUAGGUGUGCCCGGUACACCUCAGAUCUCUGGCUUUGAAAAUCCAGUGCCAGAGGGCGAAAAAGUCACCCUUACCUGCACCAGCACAGGCAGCAAGCCCCCCGCCAAGCUGCGCUGGUACAAAGGAGGCAUGGAGGUGCAAGGGCGUCCAGACGUGGUCGAGUCCAUUCCAGACGACCCUACUUACAACGUCAGCAGCGAGCUUACCCUGGAGGUGAGUGCCAGCGACGAUAACACCAUCAUCGCCUGUGUCGUCGAUCACGACUCUGUGAAACCUGGGGAGAAGAAGAGUGAGCAGUCUCUGCGGGUCUUGUAUGCCCCUGAAGUAGCGAUCAACCCUGACGAGAGGAUGGCGAUAGAGGGGCAGAGGUUUUCCCUGCAGUGUUCAGGCAAAGGCAACCCUGAGCCCACCAUCUACACCUGGGAGAAGGCGGAUGGAGAGCUCCCCCCACUGGCCAAAGCCGACGGUGCUAUCUUGUCCUUUUUAAUGCUCAACAAAUCAGAUAACGGUGUGUACACCUGCCAUGCUGACAACGGCAUUGGGAAGGGCAGAGGAAGCUACAUGCUUCAGGUGCAAGAUCCUUACAGCCCCGACUCCUCAUAUGCCACUACCCCCACAUUUUCUCCCACGUCCACUUCCUCCCUGUCCUUCUCCCCUCCUGAUGUCUUCCAAGGCUCAGGGUCAGACUUCAGUGACUUCAUCUCCACCUUUUCCCCGGACUCCUCCUCUUUGACGGCUGUCAUCUCAACUACCAUCCCACCCUCUUCCACAUCUACCCUCUCCAAUGCCCUUUUCCCUGACCUGCCCUUUUCCCCUGACUCCACCCCUCUCAUCCCCCCAUCCCCUGCGACUCCAUCCCUCUCAUCCCCCGCCCCCUCAGUUUCCGUCCAGACGAACGGAGUUUACACUCUCACAGAUGAUGCACGCAACCUGACAGACACGACAGCCAUGUCGACAUCUUCGGGCGUGGACCAUGCUGUGAUCGGAGGGGUGGUGGCUGUUAUUGUCUUCAUCCUGCUUUGCCUGCUCAUUGUCCUCGGCAGAUACCUCAUCAGACACAAAGGAACGUAUCUGACCCAUGAGGCCAAGGGUUCUGACGACGCCCCUGACGCCGACACGGCAAUCAUCAAUGCUGAGGGAGGCCACUCCGGAGCCGAAGAGAAGAAGGAGUACUUCAUCUAGAUGUGUGGGGUAGGGGCACAGUGCUGGGGGCAAAGAAAGCAAGAAGAAGGAGGAGGAAAAUUUGGAGGUUCCAGCUGAAGGAGAGAGGAAAGGAAAAACCUCCAUUUGUUUUCACAACGCUUCAGUUCUUUACUCUGUUAGAGGGAUGUUGGCAAGGCAAUGGAGGUACACAACUGUGGGCAGAGCUUCAACUACCCUCUUUGCAUUGAUACAGGGAAGUGAGAUUUUUCUCACUGACAUUUGGAUGAACUGAAGUUACACACUCACGCACACACACAGAAACACAUGUGCAUACAUACAUGAUACAGAUCUUUUUUUCUGCACAGACUUGAAUGCUCGUAGAUGCUCAGAUUAACAAAGGCGAGGUUCCUACUAACACAUACUGAUCCAUUAUCACAUCAUCACACAAGCAUCCUUUUUUUCAGCCGUCAGUGCACUGAAAAAGCUAAAUUGUAAACCACAUUCCGACAUCUUCUCAACCUCUUUUCUCCUCCACAUUGCAGCCCAAACCGGGUCUGUCCCCUUUACGUUCCUGUUCUCAUUGUCUCUAUCAAAACCAUGCAGAAUCCCUAUUCAAACACACUUAAGGCAGACAAAAUUAUUGACUGGAAAAAGUAGUCUUCUUUUAAUCCUUUUAUGCCAUGAAACCUCUUUCUGUGGACGAUCAGAUUUCUCCACCAAACACCACAAAAACGUGCAAAAACAGCAUUCCUACCUUGCGCAACCAAGCCCAGGGCCUCCACUAUACAUAUAUAAAUAUAUAUAAAUAUAUAAAUAUAGAGUUAUAUAGCAUUCUUUUUACUUGACAGAAAGAAUUCGGUGUGUUGUAAAUACACUCUGUUCUGUUAAUUUUUGCGUUCUGUCACUCUUCGGCACCCUCUAUCCUGUCUCAUGCAGCCCAUUACUGCAUCACAGUAACUUAUAUACUCAAAAAUAAAAUAGAAAAAAAAAACCUGCCUGUUUUUAUUACAUGCGUGGAAAUGCAGCGUCAAAAUGAUCAUUAUCUUUGGGCUAAAAAACAUGUAACAACCAUGAUGUUGUGAUAAAAACUAACCUUAACUGCAAAUAUUUGUACAAAGAAUGUUAUUCCUAUUGGUUUGUUUGUGUUUUCUAAAUUUCCUUUCAGAUAUUUUGGGGGAAGUGUUGUGUUUCCUGUCAGCGUCUUGUUGUGUUACUGUCAGUGUUAACAGUUUACAGUGUCUGCUGGUUUGUCAAUUCAAAAGUUUUGAUUUUGACAUUUCUUUCUUCCUUUUGUCGUGCCAUGCUCAGUGCCGACAUUUUCACCCUGUGUUGUCAAACCUAGAACUGUAAUCUGUAGCAAAGUCUCAGUUAAACACACAUUUGAAAGUGGUUAAAUUGAGUUUCUUUCUUGUCUUUCAUGUAGUUUCCCUUCAAAUUGAGCCUGCUGAACCUAACUCUCAACCUUACUUGGCAAGGCUGUCUGGCUCUAAAUCCAUUGAGCAGGGGCAUCACUGACUUUCUCUAAGAACCUGCCAUGUUUGCUGCUUCGGGGUUGAGAAAAUGCCCAAAGGACCUAACAGAGCUGUCUACAUGCAUUAUAACUACGUUCCUGGCAAAAGAAGGGGAAAAAAAACCCUUAUUGCUAUGGUUUUCUUGUGUGAGCAGGCCUUAUUCGCCAGCUUAGUGAAAGCUUCCCAUAAAUGAAGGCUGCUUUAUUAAGGUUGAGACUUUGCCUUGGCAGUAGUGAGCCCCACUUGGCCAGGCAUGGAAAUUGAUUGCAAUCUAACUAAGAGGCUCUGGCUGCAGGUUGUACACAUGCCAAGGCUCUGUUUGGUGGAGCUGGGGGUUUCAGGCUACUCUAACACUCAAGAAAGUCAUUUAGGAAACCUAAUGUCCUCUUCUACUUUUCUCCUUCCCCCCUCCGCCCGUCUAUUUCUUUUCAUACUUUAAUCAAUCAAGCCGUCUGUGUCCUGAGCCACCUUCACCCUGUCUCCCCUUUUCUCGUCACUCCUUUCUUCCCUUCCCCUCCAUCUCCAAUCGAUGUCCCGAAUCUCCUUGCCGGUCUACAUCUAAUUAAAAAGCCUGCGUAGAUGUAUGGUAGAAGUAGCUGUUUGGUGAUAGCUCUCUGCUGUAUUGGGGGACUAUGUUGGGGAACAUUCAGUGAUCAUUUUUGCAAACCAUCUUUGGAAAUUGUAAUAUAUUAAGUGUUUUCUGCUAGAGGGUCCCGAAGGUUUUUAUUAAAAGAGUGAUCUUCUGGAAUAUAUUUAAGGGCAGAGUUAAAGCAGAUAAUUGUGUGUUUGGUAUUUGGUGAUGCAGCAAAGCUCACCUCAAACUGUCACCUCAAAAGUACAGAGUCCUGGGUUUACAACAGUUUGUCUUCUGUUGCUUGAAAUUUGCAUUUUCAUGCUGUAGCUGCCUGAGUGUCCUCCAGGUCCUUCUUCUGCAAGUCCAAAGACAGGGUGCAGUUAGGUUACGAGUGUGCAUGAGCAUAUCCCCAUCCUUGUCCAUCUCUUUGCGUUGAUCCUGUGAUGGACCAGUGACCUUUCCAGAGUGUGCUCUUCCUCUGACAGCUGGGAUAGACUGCAUCCUGGGCAUAAUACACAACAGCAGUAGUGCCCCAACCCUGUUCCCUAGGGUCCAUUAUCCUAAAUUUUUGAGAUCAGCUGUGCUCAAACAUUUUCUAAAUAGUACAACCUCUGUAAAUACUAAGGUUGCCAAGUACCACCAUGCUGACAGAAACAUUUUUAGAACAGUCAGAAAUCUGUAAAUUGACUUUGCAGUUUCUGUCCAUUUGCUCUACAUUUUUAGAUGAAGAAUUUAGAUAUGCAUUCCAUUAUUUUUCAGAAGUUGGCAUUUCCAAGUUACAAGUUGGAAAAUGAAUAGGAAGGCUCUCUAAAGUCUGAACUUCAUAAUUAAGUUGGAUGUUUCUCAUCAACCUUGACCUCAAAAGCCAAUAUGGCUGUAAUCUGUUUAAAACAAAGUUAUAAAUGGUUUAUUGCACUUUUGCCAGGGUGUAUCUCAAUUAAAUCUUCCUGUCAGAUUGUGCUAUACAACAUCUGUUAUAGAACAGGUCCCAUAAAGAACAGAAAGACCAAAUUGUUGUUAGCUUAUAUGGCUAACAGAGAUUGGCUCGCCACUGAGCACACUAGUUAGAAAUCCCACAGUUUUUUCUAAUUGUAAAAGAAAGAUGGUUAUUCAUUUCCUCUCUGAAUUUCAAGUUUGUAUAAAAAAUGCUUACCACAACAUAUAUAGAUGUAGGUAUUUAGUAUGAAAAUUAGCUAAAUUAGGCGUAAUUUGACAUGACUUUGACCAAUAGAUGGCAGCAAAGUGCUCCCAAUAUAAUCUGUGGUAUGUGUUAAAAUUGGUUCAACAGGCUUUGCUGUGUGCUGGCUUGAGAUUAAUUCAUGACAAUUAUCUACAAAUUCAAUGUUGCUCCCUGUAAACUAAGAUUUUUUUUUUAAUAUUAACAAAUACCUUUCUCAUUAAGCAGUUUUUGUUUGAAGUAAAGAUUAUUUUGUUCUUGAACACUUUUUUGGUUGUGUCUUAUCAGCUGUACAGGCAACUGGCUUUCUUUUAACCAUUUAAAUACCACUUAUGGUGACUAAAGCAACACCAGAAAUUGUUGUACCAAAGUUUAAGAAGCUUGGUUUUUGUCCACUGCUACUAAUGCCAGACAUCCACGGACAUAUUUUUAUGUCUGUUUGUGUGGAUACAUUUAGACAUCAACUUACAUCUUUCAUCAUACUUUUUUUUACAUUUUACUUUUCAACAUAAAAGUUGUUGUUUAGAUAGAAGGCAAUGUUGUCUUCUAUUUACAACACCAUUUUCCUUAUGGUUGUACAAUGUCCCACUAUUCUUUUAAACAGGUGUCUAUUGCUCUUUUCUUAAAUAAAUCAGCUUUCACGUGAUCUGUUAUCUCCCUAUCAAAAACACUAUGCCUGUGCUACUCUACAGGCGAGAGAAACAUUUGAAUUAACUACGUCAAAAUUCAGAAGGUGGAGAUCCUAAGCAUGGCUAAAGUAGUACUAGGCUAAAUACUCUUCCAAUAAUUACCAUUUCCAUUUUACUGAGAGAGAUGUGAUAUAACCUAUGAAAAACAGCUACAGUGUUCUAGAACCAAAAGCUAGAACAAGCUUGCACAAGGUGGACUUCUACAUCAUUGUUUUGAAAAAACCUAUAGAUACCCAGUCAUCACAGAGACACCACAAACAAAGUUUUAAAACAUAUUCACUUUGGACAGAACUGUUAGAUGUCUCCAGUUUUUUGCAUGUGGUCAAGCAAUGUUGCUACAAACUGGAUUUAAAUGAACGUGUUAUUAACAGGCUUCUAAAGGGAACUUGGUGGCAUACUAAGGAUCCAAUCUUUGAACGUUUUUGUGCUGCAGCAAGGACUUUUUAAAAAUUUUAAAGUUCAGGAUAUAAGGCCCUAAGGAUCAGGGUCGAGGCACCACUGCUCAAUGGGAUAAAGCGGGUAUAGCUGAAGGAUGGAUUUUUUUAAUGUAUUUUUUCAGAGUCUGAUUCAGUUUUUUAUUUCUGUUAUGGUUAAAGACCAGAGAAUCAGAUCUGUCUCUGAGAGCUUGUUGCACACUUCGAAGACAUUAGCAUCGAACUGGAUUUAGCCUCAGUCUACUGUUACUCUGCUCAUGUUGGAGAGAGGAAAUACUUGCCUCAUACCUAAAGUACAAUGUCUUUUUAAAAACUAAUGGACCUGUAUUUGCCUGUAAUUUAUCGUCCUGUCCUUUGUCUUAGUUAAUGUGCUAGCAUGUAGCUUGCAUGAGGAAUGGUUGGAAAGUGUAGAUAGUGCUGGAGAAGAGAAGUGCCGGCAAGCCACUCUCCUGAGACUUCACUGCCCUUCUCUGUUCUGCAAACAUAUGCCGUGUUCCAGAUAAAUCUGCCAAUAUCCUCCUCAUCUCUGCUGACCAACAAAUUAUGACUCUUUCUGCUUUUUCCUCCAACACUCCAUCAUGAAAUCUCCAUUUGUUGAACUGGGAUGUGCAGACAGUGCAACUAUAUUUUCUAGCCUUGGUGCGAUAGUGACUAACUGUCACCAGGUGCCAGCAAAACAUCUCUUUCUCCAUUUUCAGUCAGUUUUAGCAGAACUGUCCCUCAGUCAGAGUCAUAACCUCCUCUUUAGGCAGUUCUAAACUAACUGCCUAUAAUUUUUUCCCCCUUUUUGUAGAAAAAACAUUUACUUUUUAAGUCAUGUUUUUUAAAAGCUGUGCAUAAUCAUCAGUGUUUGACUUUCAGUUUGGUUGGUUAUUAAUUUUUAUCUAGAUUUCCCAAAACUUGAAUGUUAGAAUUGUAGUUUUUGCAUUUAUUUUCUUGUUUCAGUGACCAUUUUUAUAUAUUUUCCUGUAUAUAGUGUUGCCUUUACUGUAAACUCUUAUAUGCAGACCCAUACAAACACUUCACACACACACUAUGGGUGCAUCAACACACACAUAGAUGAAUAUGCACAGCAGGUAUGUCUGCUCAUGUGGUGUAUUUGUACUUAAGUGUGUGUGUGCAUGUGUUUGUAUAGGAGUGUGUAUCAAAUGACCCAAACAGAUUCCAGAGACACCUUUAAUGUGUUGCGUUCACAAAAAGUUUUUUAUUUCCAUGAAUAAAAAGGUCCUAUUUUUUUCUUAUUUGAAUGAUAAGUCUUCCUUUUGAGUAAAUAUUCAUAUCACAUGGAAAUAGUGCUGUUGUGUGUGUUAAUUUGUAAAAAAACAAAAAAAGUCCGACGAUGUCAUCAGUGCAAGACCCCGACAGAUGUUGUGAUGGGGGUGGUGACUGUUGGCUGAAAUGUUCUGAAAAUAUUAGGUUUUGUUUUGUUUUAUUUUCUUCCUCUUUUUUGUUAGAACAUAAGUUUAAUUGUUGACUUCAAUAAACAUGAAUUUGGGUUAAUUUCA